UGACAAACCUAAAUUUCCUUAUUUCAGGCACAACCGUCCUGAUCCGCCGUUGAGACGGGGUCUGUGCCUGUCUUGUAUUUCUCGCUUGAUUCCCUUUUUAACUACUUUACUACAACGUACAAAUUCAUGACAGAUGAGAUUCGGUUACAGUUGAUCGGGCAACCUAAUGCCGAGGAUGCAGACAAGCAUAAAGAACUGCGAUCCACGUCCGCAUCACGAUGGCGCACCAAAGAAUUCUAUUUUUACUAUGCCUGUGUUGCCGUGGUCGUACCGUACAUGAUUUAUGUCACGUAUGGACUCGGUCCAAACAGCCCCUAUUACAAUCGAUAUGCUUAUUAUCUCUCUGAAGGAUGGAUAGCCGGACGCAAAGUGGACAACAGUGAUCUUCAGUAUGCGACAUUUCGUAACAAUCUUCCCAAACUGAUACUCCUAGCCGUGGCAUUUUUAUUCCUUAGUCAUGCGUUUCGCAUGGUUGCACAGAAACGGCCGACCGAUCGAUUUUAUUUCCUAGCAAUGGUUUCUGUUCUAAUAACCCUCGGCUUACACGGAGCGAGCAUUAUAAAGAUCCUGAUUAUUGUAUCAUGCAGUUACGGCAUUGCAUUCAUCGCGCAGGGGUCAAGGUGGAAUCCGAUCUGCACUUGGAUAUUCAAUCUCGCUAUCCUUUUUGGCAACGAAUACUACAAUGGGUACCGGUUCGCAACGUUGGGCUCCACCUUUGCUUGGCUGGAUCAAUAUCAAGGAUACCAUGCUCGGUGGCAUGUAUUAUUCAACUUUGUCAUGCUACGAUUGAUCUCUUUCAAUGUGGACUAUUACUGGCAAUGCAGAAAAGGCAGAGAAGCGUACACGGUAGCACGGUCCGAUGAAUCGAUCACCGAUAAAGAACGCAUCACGAUCCCAUGCCGCGCUUCUGACUACAAUUAUGUAUACUUUAUCAGCUACGUAUUCUAUACGCCACUUUAUCUGUGCGGCCCCAUCAUCACUUUCAAUGACUUUGUAUCGCAGGUACGUCAACCGUCAUCUAAAAUCCAACGAAGCUAUGUCGUCAUCUAUGCAUUACGGUGGAUGGCGGUGGUGCUCGUAAUGGAAGUGACACUGCAUUACCUGUAUGUGGUGGCUAUUAGCAAGGCCGGUGCAUGGGAAGGUUAUACCCCCAUGCAAUUGAGUAUGAUUGGUUACUUUAAUCUUGUCAUCAUCUGGAUGAAAUUAUUGAUCCCUUGGCGGUUCUUUCGCCUUUGGGCGCUGUUGGACGGGAUAUGGCCCGAAGAGAACAUGGUGCGUUGUGUCAGCAAUAACUACUCGGCGCAACGAUUCUGGAAAAGCUGGCACCGGUCCUUUAACCGAUGGAUGAUUCGAUACAUCUUUAUUCCUUUGGGGGGAUCCAAGUAUAUUACCUACAACAUGUGGAUCGUGUUUACGUUUGUCGCAUUAUGGCAUGAUCUGGAGCUGAAACUCUUGGCUUGGGGAUGGCUCAUUUGUCUGUUUCUUUUGCCCGAGAUCAUCGCCUCCAAACUGUAUAAUUAUGACAAAUACGGAGAACAGCCAUCCUAUCGUUUUGUGUGUGGUCUCGGGGCGACGUUUAACAUCUUGUUGAUGAUGAUCGCCAAUCUGGUAGGCUUCUGCAUUGGGCUAGAUGGUAUGAAGGCCAUGUUAUCUGAAAUUAUGGGCAAUCUCCAAGGCUUCUACUUUCUUCUAUGUGCGAUUGCUGCUUUGUUUGUGGGAGUCCAGAUCAUGUUUGAAAUCCGUGAAUCAGAAAAACGUCGCGGUGACCCAAAAUGGACAAUGUAAUAUGGGUUGGCGAUGCGGGUGAACGGGUCCUGUUGGAACCUGGGGGCAUUUUGUUGAAUCUUGUUGAUAUCAUCUACAUAUUUUUUUGGGGGCCGGGUAUAAGCGAUGUGGUGAGACAAAUGGAACGUAAUAUUAGAAUCAUCCCAGUAUUGUAUGUUCAUGGCAUGGUGUCAGUCUUGUUUGAGCAAGAUAAAAAAG
Radiomyces spectabilis is the source of this 1983-nucleotide messenger RNA. RefSeq names its product MBOAT, membrane-bound O-acyltransferase family-domain-containing protein. Gene Ontology annotation, cellular component: endoplasmic reticulum. NCBI's taxonomy places the organism in Eukaryota, Fungi, Mucoromycota, Mucoromycetes, Mucorales, Radiomycetaceae. The transcript has 9 exons. The record is from RefSeq and is a predicted model, not a curated record. Bases 127 to 1785 code for a protein of 552 amino acids. Gene Ontology annotation, biological process: GPI anchor biosynthetic process.